Salarias fasciatus (jewelled blenny) is the source of this 1918-nucleotide messenger RNA. RefSeq names its product electron transfer flavoprotein subunit beta lysine methyltransferase (gene etfbkmt). Gene Ontology annotation, molecular function: protein-lysine N-methyltransferase activity. Bases 397 to 1170 code for a protein of 257 amino acids. The record is from RefSeq and is a predicted model, not a curated record. NCBI's taxonomy places the organism in Eukaryota, Metazoa, Chordata, Actinopteri, Blenniiformes, Blenniidae. The transcript has 3 exons. Gene Ontology annotation, cellular component: mitochondrial matrix. Gene Ontology annotation, biological process: peptidyl-lysine trimethylation.
UGGAAAAUCGCCGUGGAUUGGAGCGGUGCUCCGAGUUUUUUGUUGUGACAUACAGUUUUAAUUGGAUUAUUCUCUCGGUUCGGGUCGUGUUGUGACAUAUAAGAGUAAGUUGACUUAGUCGCGGUGUGAUACGAUGACGAUCUAUUUACAUUCAUCUUAAUAGAAUUAGUUUUAAUGGGACUAUUCUUUUGUUUUGGGGCAACGUGUGUCUAGAGUCAAUGGGGUCGUUGUCUUGUGACAUAUAGAGUUUAAAUGCGAUUAUUUUCUUGGUUUGGGCCAUGUUGUGACACAGACGUUUGCGCAUUUCCAGUAUGAUACAAUGACAAUGGCUGAACAUAAUCGAAAUUUCCCAUGAAGGUGAAUAAAAAUAGCUGCUGAAAGUGUUCUUUAAGAAACAUGAUGUUGGGUCUAGUCAAUCCUAAAACAUUUGCCUGCAGUGUUAAAAUAUUUAGACUGUUUGCACAGCCACAUAAUUUUAGAUAUGCCUCACAAACUGGUCAAUCUGAGGAACACAUCAGGACAUUUAUCACAGAAAACACAGAGAUUGUUGGAGAGCAGAGUCUGACCCCUGAGAUCCAGCUGAGAUUACUCACACCGGCCUGCAGAUUCUGGAGAGAGAAGCCUGACCUCUGGCCCUUCCAGGACCCGUACUGGGCCAUAUACUGGCCCGGAGGACAGGCACUGUCCAGGUAUCUCCUGGAUCAUCCCGAGGUGUGUCGGGGUAAAACCGUCCUGGAUCUGGGGAGCGGCUGUGGAGCUUCAGCCAUCGCUGCUAAACUCAGUGGAGCCGCUCAUGUCGUGGCCAAUGACAUCGACUCUGUUGCUGCUGUUGCAACUCACCUGAACUGUGAGCUGAAUGGCCUGGAGCCCAUAUUUUCUGUAACCGACAACCUGAUCGGUUCAGAGCCCGAGAGUUUUGACCUCAUCCUUCUGGGUGACAUGUUCUAUGAUGAGGCCCUGGCCACCAGCCUUCACGGCUGGUUGGAUCGUUGCAUCGAGAUCCACGGCACCAGAGUCCUGAUCGGAGAUCCUGGUCGAGCCCAGUUCGAGAGUCACGUCAUCCGACAGCUUUUGCAUCAGCAGGCCCACUUUGAACUUCCCGAGUCUGUCAGAGAAGAGAACUACGGCCUCACCUGCAGCAGCGUUUGGUCCUAUCGUUCUGAAGUCUGAGGAUGAAAGAGGAGUGUCCGUGUUUCUGUGAUUAAAUCUACUUAGUCACCUGACUAUCACUUUCUCAAGUGUGUUGUAGCUAUAAGCUUAUAAAAUCUCUGGAAGUGCCAACAUUGCAUUCAUCAUGAAUGUUUGGUAUUUGCAUGAGAGAAUCAUAAAUGAAGCAUCUUUAUAUGAGGAUCAUUAUUUUGUUUAGACCCGGGGAGUCAAACACAUUUUAGUUCAGAGGCCACAUGCAGCCCAGUGUCAUCUUGAGUGGGCCAGACCGGUUAAACAAUGCUGUAAUAACCUUUACAUUUUAAAGCAUUUCUUUAUUGUGGCAUGAAGUAUACUUGAUAUGUCUAUAUUUUUACAAAACCAAACAAUUACUAUUGAUGCAAACACCUAAAUGCCCUUAAAAUUCUAUAUCUGUUGCAUUAUGCAUGUUAUAUUUUUUUAUAAACUCACCCUGACAGCAUGGCCAGUUUGCUAGCUUUCACGGCAGCAUCACUCAUAUCUUUGCACUGAAACUUGUAUCGAAAAAGCUUCAACACAGUCCUCUUUUUGGGGCAUUUCAUGGCCAGAAGUAUAAAGAGCAGCUUGAAAGAAAUGCUCCGUUACCCACUACAGAGCUGAGCUGACAGAUUUUGUUUACUCUCAUGUGACAGCGCUGUCUGCUGCUGUGGUGCUAUGAAAAGCAUUUUUUGGGUGAAAAAAAAUCUUUUGUUUUACUCUGUUUUGAUGAAUAAACUUUCCUUCUUUAAACUUG